CCUUUAGUCACAUAUAAUAAAAGUAAUUAUAGUUAGGAGUAAUUCUUGACGUUCAAGAAGCUUUUUCUUUUAGUUUCAAUGCUUAACUGAUUAGUUUAACUGAUUUUCAAUACUUUGGAUCUUAAAGUCUAUAUAUAAAAUUGAAAUUGGAUUUUUUUUUUGUUAUUUAGUUAUUUUAUUUGGUGUUUAAUAAGUUAAGAACAAUCAUUUAUUAUUUAUGUUUUACGUCUAUUCGCUUAAAUCGAAUCGAAUCGAGUCAAAUUGAAUCGAAUUGAAUUAUGAGAGGUACGAAGUUAGUAGUCAAUAGUCCUUUCUCAUACAAGAUCGUCCAAUAGUAUUGGACGGUGUAUUAGAAAUUAUACCAAAGCUACAGUUGGUACGAUUCGUCAGUGUUGCACCAUUCUUGUAGUUUUGAACAAGUUUGAAUUUGUAGAAUUUAACGUACUCUUCGACUAUUGUGUGUCAUUCUCACUUUUUGUGUGUUAAUUGCAUUUUCUUAUCUUUUGAUAUGAGUGAUAUCGACGAUAAAUUAAGUAAUCAUGAAAGAGGUAAAAUUAAUGAUCAGUGUGGACAUUUAAUUUUCUCUUUUUUUGCAGGGACGGAUAUCCGUAAAUCAGCAGAUGAAAUGGAUGAACAACGUCAUAAGACAGUUGCUUAUGAGUACCUCUGUCAUUUAGAGGAAGCCAAGAAGUGGAUGGAAGCAUGUCUUAGAGAAACUUUACCGCCAACGACUGAGUUAGAAGAGAAUUUAAGAAAUGGAGUGUAUUUAGCAAAACUUGCCCAUUUUAUGGCACCUGAAUCCUUGUCUGUUCAUAAAAUAUAUGACUCUGAACAAAAGCGCUAUGCAGCAGUUGGUUUACAAUUUAAACAUACAGAUAAUAUUAACCACUUUUUAAAGUGCUUAAAAUCCAUGAAGUUACCACUAAUUUUUCAGCCAGAAACAACAGAUAUCUACGAUAAAAAAAAUAUGCCUCGUGCAAUAUAUUGUAUUCAUGCCCUGAGUACUCAUUUGUUUAAACUGGGCAAAGCUCCACAAAUUCAAGACUUAUAUGGGAAAGUGAAUUUUACUGAGGAAGAAAUAAAUGCUGUUAGUAAGGAAUUAAAGAAAUAUGGAAUUCAAAUGCCUUCGUUCCAAAAAAUUGGCGGCUUGUUAGCAAAUAGUAUGGAGAUUGAUGCAGCAACACUUCAUGCUGCAGUAAUAGCAGUCAAUCAAUCUAUUGCAGAAAAAAAUAAUGAGAAAAUAUUAACUGCUCUUCAAAAUAAAGUAGUGCAGUUGAACAAUAUUAUGCCUUGCUACUGUAAGGAAUACACUGAUGCCUUGUUUGAAGCAAAGGAAUCUAAAAUACAAGCUAUGCUUAAUAGAUCUCUUAAUGAUACUUAUGUACCAGAUGUAUAUGAUGAAUUAUUAACUCAAGCAGAAAUUCAAGGUCAUAUUAAUUGUGUUAAUGUUCAGUGUACUAUGAAAAAUAUAAUUCAGUCUAUUUGUUGUAAAAAUAAUGAUUUUAUGGAUAUAUUAAAGACGUCUACAUUGUGUUUAAAAAAUAUCAUUCACGAGAACGCGCAAUUGUAUAAAGAACAACUAAUGCAAUUAUUAGAAAGCUCUGAAUGGAACAAUAUAUAUUCAGAAAGCAAUUAUCAUCAUUGGAAGCAACUAUUUCAAAAGGAAAUUGAUAAAGCAAAUGAAAUCGCACUUAAAUCUCGGAAACGUGAGGAUUGUGUAAAGCUUUUAAAUUUAAUAUUACAAAAUGGUGUACGAGAUGAUUUUUAUGAAGUUCUAAAAAAACCUGACUUAGGAUUGAGAGAAAAAAUUGAUGAUUUUGCAUUACCGUUAUAUUAUGAAGAGAUGAAAAUUGAUCGUAUUGAAUCGCAGAACGACCUUUCAUAUAGCGAUAUUAUAGCCAGUACGCGUGUUUUAUCAACGAUUGCAGAAAUUAGUAAAGCUGUAGACACGGGAAAUCCAGAUUUAGUUUAUCAAGCAUUGACAAACCCAGAUUGCCAUGUUUCUGAAUUAGAUCAAGGGACUAAAGUAAAGUAUUAUAGAGCAUUAGCGGCAGUUCGAUGUAAAAAGCAGGCAGCUGAUGAAGAAUGUCCUUUAUUAACAUAUAUCGAUAUUCAAGAUUGCAUUGAUGCUGUCAAUCAGCAGUGCCAAAUUGAUGAUGAGGUAAUACAAGUUCUACGUCAAUUAAACUCUGCUGUCGUAGAAAACGACCGAAAUGGUAUUAUAGCUGCUUUAAAAAAUUCUAUUUUAAAAUUACAAACCCCUGUUUCACCAGAAGAUGUAUCUCUUUAUUUGAAAUUAUUUAAAAAACGCCUCGAAGAAAAACAUAUUGAUGGUUCUGAAUUGUGGCUAGAAGAUGUAGAAAAUGUAACAAAAGUUGUUAAUACAGAAUCUUUGAACGUUAAAAAUGUCUGUAAAUUUUUAUCAAACAUUAAUACUGGAUUAGAGCGAAAUGAUGUGUUACUUACACUUCAAUGCCUCCAAAAAUUUGGUAUUAAAAUACCAGAGGAAUAUGAAGCAAACUGUUAUAAAACCUUAUACAAUUUAAAAAAUAUGAAGAGUGAAAAGUACAAUUGCGAACUUGUUCAUUAUGUUACUCGUAAGAAUAAUGAAUCCUAUUUAGAUUUAAAAAACUACAGUUAUACUUGGGAUUGUCCAAAAAAUAUGACGGAAACAUUUUAUAUUGACAUGGAAGACAUAAAAGAAUUAAUAAAAAGUAUUACUGCAAGAGAAUACGAAAAGAGUAGAAUAAAUAAUCAGAUAAUCUGGUUCCAAGCUUAUGCCCGUGGAUAUUUACUGAGAAAAAAACUUUCUAUUAGGUUUACAUAUUUUUAUAAUAAUGUAGAUAAAAUUAUUCGAAUCCAAGCUUGGUGGAGAAGUGUAGUACAGCGUAAACAAUAUAUGAAAUUACUAGAAGAUAAAAAAAAAUAUAAUGUAAAAGAAUUUCAAAAUACGUCUUUGGAAGUGGAAACUAAAUAUGCAAACAUAUUGGAUUAUUAUAGAAAACAUGAAGAAAAAAUUAUAAAAAUACAAGCCUUCUGGCGGAGUCGUGCCGAAAGACAUGCUUUCCGUUCACUGUUAUAUAAGGAAAAACCACCAUUUCCUGUAGUUCGUCAUUUUUCUGCGAUUUUAAAUUUUAAUGCAGAGGAUUAUGACAAAGACUUACAGUUACAAAAUUUAAAACUCGAAGUUGUGCAAAAUAUACGACACAACCAGGUUUUAUCCCAACAAUUGGAUAGUAUGGAUAUAAAAAUUGGUUUACUUAUACAAAAUAGAAUUACACUACAAGAUGUUGUAGCCCAUGGGAAGAGCUUAGAAACUCUUGCAAAGCAAAAGCAUUCCAACAGAGAUCGAAGAAGCUCUUCAUCAGAUGGUGUUAUUUCACACAAAGGCUUAAAAUCAUUAACUAAAGAAGGUCGAAAAAUGUUGGAAGGAUAUCAACAUUUGUUUUAUGCACUGCAAACUAAUCCAAGAUACUUAUCAAAACUUUUAUUCCUCUUACCUCAAAGUAAAACGAAUAAGUUUCUCCAAAAUGUAAUUUUAACAUUGUUUAACUUUGGAUCAAAUAUCAGAGAAGAAUAUUUGUUAUUAAAAUUAUUUGGUAGUGCAUUACAAGAAGAAAUCAGAUGUAAAUUUCAAAAACCAUCUGAAGUCGUUACCGGAAACCCUCUUGUCUUGAAAAUGGCAGUAAAUUAUGCACGGCAAUUAAAUGGCCAAAGAGCUUUGAGGCAAAUUGUUGGACCAAUUAUUGAAAAAAUUUUAGCCGAUCGUACAUUAAGUAUAGAAACGAAUCCCGUUGAUAUUUAUAAGUGCUGGCGAAAUCAGUUAGAAAUGGAAACAGGAGAAACAUUGAAUUUGCCUUAUACAGUAACACAACAACAGGCUUUAGAUUAUGAGCAAGUACAAAUUAGAUUAAAUAAAGGAAUAGAAUUAUUGCAAAGUACUGUUUUAGAAUUUUUGACUAAAAUAACUGAAUCACGAGAUUUAAUACCAUAUGGAAUGUUAUAUAUGGCUAAAAUUUUAAACGACUCCUUAACUGAAAAAUUCCCAAAUGCUCCAGAAAAAGAUAUUUUGAAAGUAGUGGGAAAUUUGAUUUAUUAUCAUUUUAUAAAUGCAGCUAUUGUAGCUCCAGAUGCUUUCGAUAUAAUUACAUUACCAAUUGAUAGAUCAUUAUCAAACGAUCAACGAAGGAAUUUAGCGAGUAUUGCAAAAAUAUUACAAUUUGCUGCUUCUAAGAAAGGGUUUGGUGAAGAGGCCACACAUCUAGUUUGUUUGAAUCCAUUUAUAAUUGAAUGCCAUGAAAAGUUUAAAAAAUUCUUCCGUUAUUGUUGUCAAAUUGAAGAUCUAGAAGAACAUUUUUGUAUACACGAAUAUACGGAAGCCACGCUCAUUCAGAAACCUGAGAUUUAUAUUUCUUUACAGGAAAUUUGUGACACUCAUUGUCUUAUGUUAGAAUAUCAAGAUCGGAUAGCAUCAGAUCCAAUGGAUUCCUUACAUGAUUUGUUGGAUGAUUUAGGUCCUGCACCAACUGUUGCAUCUUUACUUGGAAUCUCUGAUGUUGCUUGUGAAACGAAUUUAAUACGCUUUGGGAAAAUGGAAGUAUGUCUGGUACUCACGAAUAAAUUUCAAGUACUAGAAGACGAAGACGCUAGUUUGAACAGGCUCUUCAUAAAAACGAAAGAAUUAUUGGUUUCUGUACUGCAGUUCUUAAAAGGUCAAACAUUAGUUAAAGCUCUAGAAGUUCCUGUAUGCUCUCCUGUACAAAAAGAUCUACACGACAUAAAAUGCUCCAGCUUAUCGCCUACUUUAACAACUAUUCAUAAGAGUUCAUCCUUGAAUGAUUGUAAGCUUCAGUUACGGGCGUAUCUUAAUAAACUCGAACUUGACGGAUGGGUCAAUCGAGACGAUGGGUAUCAAAAUAUUAUAACUGCAGUGGCCAAAGAUCUUUGUAAUAAAGGAAAAUAUCGAAUUAUUCGGAAUAAAGAAUUACAGACUUUACGAACAACUAAACAAAGACUGGAAGAAAAAUGCAAAUAUUACCAAGAACAAGUAGAGUACUAUAAUGAAUAUAUACAACGAUGUUUGGAGAAUCUACACACGGGCAAAGGAUCUUUGCGAGCAUUUAAAGCCAGUCAAAAAAAUAAUCACGUUAAAUUAAGAUCUAAGAUGACACUGAAAUAUUCUGCGGCCAAACUACAAGAAAAGGGAGUACUGUUAGAAGUUGAUGGACUUCCACAAUCGCAGUUUAAAAAUGUAAUUUUUGAAAUAAGUCCAACAGAACAUAGUGGUCUUUUCAGCGUACGUUGUAAAUUUAUGGGAGUAGAAAUGGAAAAGAUUGAUAUCGACAUACAAAAAUUGCUUGAGUUACAGUUUGAAGGUGCACCAAUUAUGGAUAUGUUUGGUAAAGCAAAAGUUAAUGUAAAUUUGCUGUUGUAUUUAUUAAAUCGAAAAUUUUAUGGUAAAACUUGAAAAGAAGAGAGGAUUAAAUUAUGUUACUUAUAUAGCUAUAUUAAUAUGAAAAUUAUGCACUUGUGCAAUGUCCUCUUGCAAUUAUGAGUCUUUAAACAAAGAUUUGUCACAUAUUCUUUAUAGUUCGUGAAAGUUUUAGAUUUGAUUUACAAAAUUCACAAUUACCGUAUAACAAUUUUUAAAAUAUGAUUAAUAUUUGUAAAUAAUUAUAUUUAGAAGAAUCUGACUUUUUUAAUACAAGAUUUCGUGGUAUGCAUGUAUCUAUUAUUGUGAAUGACCAGUAUAACAUAACAAGGUAUAGACAAAUUUUACGAGAUCUUACAAAUUUAUAUAUAAUGUAAAACUUGCCUGCAAUGAUUCAAUUGCUUUUAAUUUCAUGUAAUAAGAUAUAUUUAACAAUAAUACACAAAGAAAAUCUAUGGAA
This is a messenger RNA of Bombus pyrosoma, 5891 nucleotides long. Its product is annotated as ras GTPase-activating-like protein IQGAP1. NCBI's taxonomy places the organism in Eukaryota, Metazoa, Arthropoda, Insecta, Hymenoptera, Apidae. The record is from RefSeq and is a predicted model, not a curated record. Gene Ontology annotation, cellular component: cytoplasm. Bases 509 to 5467 code for a protein of 1652 amino acids. The transcript is spliced from 26 exons. Gene Ontology annotation, biological process: regulation of actin cytoskeleton organization; regulation of GTPase activity. Gene Ontology annotation, molecular function: GTPase activator activity; actin filament binding; calmodulin binding.